Molecule: messenger RNA, 598 nt
Organism: Chiloscyllium plagiosum (whitespotted bambooshark)
Lineage: Eukaryota; Metazoa; Chordata; Chondrichthyes; Orectolobiformes; Hemiscylliidae
Source: RefSeq, a predicted model, not a curated record
UCCGGCGGGUGCCGCUCUCCCGGGAGCGCCUUCUCGCCGCUGUGCCCGGGGGCGGCUGUCGGUGUUUAUUCCGGGCCAGCGCCGGGCCCUGGGCGGCAGGAUGUGGUUCCUUUACCUCCUGAGCUGGCUGUCGCUGCUGCUGCAGGUCGCUUUUGUCACGUUGGGGAUCGCUGCUGGCUUGUACUAUCUGGCAGAAUUAAUCGAAGAGUAUACAGUAAUUACCAGCCGCAUUAUCAAGUACAUGAUAUGGUUCUCCACGGCAGUGCUGAUUGGACUCUACCUCUUUGAGAACUUUCCUGCAUUAAUGAUUGGAGUUGGACUUUUCACAAACCUCGUCUACUUUGGCCUCUUACAGACCUUUCCAUAUAUCCUACUCACGUCACCCAAUUUUAUACUGUCCUGUGUGCUGGUGGUUUGUAACCAUUACUUGGCAUUUCAACACUUUGCAGAAGAAUAUUAUCCCUUUGCUGAGGUACUGGCUUACUUCACACUGUGCCUGUGGAUAACCCCUUUCUCCUUCUUUGUGUCCCUUUCUGCUGGAGAGAAUGUCCUUCCUUCCACUAUUCAGCAGGGAGGUGAGUGAGACACACCCAAGUUC